AUGCAGUGCAAUGAAGAAUAUGUUAAGGGUAAAAGCCUUCUUAGGCUCCAGGUGGCGUGUGCUGAGCAGAGGGAUGCAGCGCCCAGGCAGGUCUCAAGAUUGUGCCCUCCAAGAAACCCUCCAAAAUCUGACUGGAUAGGACCCCCAGAAAAAUAUUCAAACCUUUGACCUGUUCACUUUUACUCCCUGAAAAAUGAAUCACCAUUGGAACAAAAACUAAGAGAAUUAAAACAAGAAACAGAAGAAUGGGACCAACAAUUGUAGGCAAACAGGAGUUUGUUCAUAAGGAAAAAAGAAUUUAUCCACUCAAGACUAAAAGCUAAAGGCCUGGAACUGAAAGCUGAAUCAGGUCAAAAAGCAACACUGAAUGCAGAACUGGCUAAUUUUUACAAGAAAUUUGUAAGUAAAAAUUUUCAGAAGCAUAUAUAUUAUAAUAAGGUGUAUAAGCGUAAUUUUGCCAUCAGCUUCUUCAUGGAAAAAUUGACCUUGGAGAGGACUUGGAACAAGCUUACACUGCAACAAAAGACCAGCAGCAGGAACUCACUCACACUGAGUCCAAGUUUCCACAAGGAGCAGCUGCUUAUAGGUGCUCAUUUUACAUGGGCUCUAAAACAUAUGACCAGAGUCCCGUCCCGUUCCUUAGGUUUCAGUGCAGAGCAGACUAGGAGAAUGUGA
This is a messenger RNA of Sus scrofa (pig), 675 nucleotides long. RefSeq names its product cytochrome c oxidase assembly factor 8. NCBI's taxonomy places the organism in Eukaryota, Metazoa, Chordata, Mammalia, Artiodactyla, Suidae. Gene Ontology annotation, biological process: intrinsic apoptotic signaling pathway. The record is from RefSeq and is a predicted model, not a curated record. Gene Ontology annotation, cellular component: mitochondrion.